Echinops telfairi (small Madagascar hedgehog) is the source of this 3874-nucleotide messenger RNA. It is a transcript of the gene USP37, whose product is annotated as ubiquitin specific peptidase 37. The transcript is spliced from 25 exons. Gene Ontology annotation, biological process: protein deubiquitination. The coding region runs from base 217 to 3162 and encodes 981 amino acids. The record is from RefSeq and is a predicted model, not a curated record. Gene Ontology annotation, molecular function: cysteine-type deubiquitinase activity. Lineage: Eukaryota; Metazoa; Chordata; Mammalia; Afrosoricida; Tenrecidae.
UAACUGUCCCCGAGUAUGUCCUUUGCCUCUACAGGGUCAGUGCUGGAAGGACGUCUGUCACCUACUAGUCCCCGUUUCCCAGGCUUCGAUUAUUUGAUGCACAGUAAAUAAAGCCUCGAAGUAGGGGCCUUCAGACUGUAUCCUGCCUGCAGAACCUGUCAGGUGAAGGUAUUUUUCUUUUAAUUUGGCAAGAAGCAAUUUAUUUUUAAAGAGAGGAUGUCUCCUCUGAAGAUACACGGUCCUAUCAGAAUUCGAAGUAUGCAAACUGGGAUUACUAAGUGGAAAGAAGGAACCUUUGAAAUUGUGGAAAAAGAGAAUAAAAUCAACCUAGUGGUUCACUACAAUACUGGAGGAAUUCCAAGGCUGUUUCAGCUAAAUCAUAACAUUAAAAAUGUGGUGCUUCGACCCAGUGGAACAAAACUCAGUCGCCUAAUGUUAACACUACAAGAUAAUAGUUUCUUGUCCAUUGACAAAGUACCAAGUAAGGAUGCAGAAGAAAUGAGAUUGUUCCUAGAUGCAGUCCACCAAAACAGACAUCAUGCAGCCAUGAAACCUCAAGGGUCUGGCAGUUUUGGAGCUAUUCUGGGCAGCCGGACAUCACAAAAAGAAACCAACAGACAGAUUUCUUAUUCAGACAAUCAGGCCUCCUCAAAAAGGAGCAGUUUGGAUACUAAAGAUGAUGCUUCAUUUCGGAAAGUUCUUGGUAGUCCAAGUAGAGGAUCCAUUAAGACUACAGCAGGAAGUGGACUACCUGCCACCCGGACCAUUCCUUCUUUAAUGACUACAUCAACGCCUCUUAGAUCUGGGUUAUUGGAAAAUAGAUCAGAAAAGAGGAAAAGAAUGAUGUCCUCUGGCUCAGAGUUGAAUGAAGAUUACCCUAAGGAAAAUGAUUCAUCAUCGAACAACAAGGCAAUGACAGAUCCCUCAAGAAAAUAUUUAACAAGCAGUCGAGAGAAACAAUUGAGUUUGAAGCAGUCAGAAGAGAACAGGGCAUCAGGACUUUUACCUUUGCAGUCAUCAUCCUUUUAUGGUAGCAGAGCCGGAUCCAAAGACUACUCUUCUGGCAGCACUAACCUGGACAGGACGAAUGUCUCCAGCCAAACACCCUCUGCCAAAAGAAGUUUGGGGUUUCUUCCUCAGCCAGCCCCUCUUUCUGUUAAAAAACUGAGAUUUAACCAGGAUUAUACUGGCUGGAAUAAACCAAGAGUGCCCCUUACCUCUCACCCCCAGCAGCAACUACAAGGCUUCUCCAAUUUGGGAAAUACCUGCUAUAUGAAUGCUAUUUUGCAAUCUCUGUUUUCACUUCAGUCAUUUGCAAAUGAUUUGCUUAAGCAAGGAAUCCCAUGGAAGAAAAUUCCACUCAAUGCACUUCUCAGGCGCUUUGCACACUUGCUUGUUAAAAAAGAUAUCUGUAAUUCUGAAACUAAAAAAGAUUUACUCAAGAAGGUGAAAAAUGCCAUUUCAGCCACAGCAGAGAGAUUCUCUGGUUACAUGCAGAAUGAUGCCCAUGAAUUUUUAAGUCAGUGCUUAGACCAACUGAAAGAGGAUAUGGAAAAACUAAACAAAACUUGGAAGACUGAACCUGUUCCUGGAGAAGACAAUUCGCCAGAUAUUUCCACACCCAGAGCUUUCACUUGUCCUGUGAUUACUAACUUGGAGUUUGAGGUUCAGCACUCCAUUAUUUGUAAAGCGUGUGGAGAGGUUAUUCCCAAAAGAGAACAGUUUAAUGACCUGUCCAUCGACCUUCCUCGAAGGAGAAAGCCACUCCCUCCUCGAUCAAUUCAAGAUUCUCUGGAUCUUUUCUUUAGGGCAGAAGAACUAGAGUAUUCCUGUGAGAAAUGUGGGGGGAAGUGUGCUCUUGUCCGGCACAAAUUUAACAGGCUGCCCAGGGUCCUCAUUCUUCAUUUGAAACGAUACAGCUUUAAUGUGGCUCUCUCGGUUAACAACAAGAUCGGACAGCAAGUCAUCAUUCCAAGAUACCUGACCCUGUCAUCUCAUUGCACCGAAAAUACCAAACCCCCCUUUACCCUUGGUUGGAGUGCACAUAUGGCAGUUUCUAGACCAUUGAAAGCCUCUCAAAUGGUGAAUUCCUGCAACACCAGCCCUUCAACACCUUCAAAGAAAUUUACCUUCAAAUCCAAGAGUUCCCUGGCUUUAUGCCUUGAUUCAGACAGUGAAGAUGAACUGAAACGCACUGUGGCCCUCAGCCAGAGGCUUUGUGAAAUGUCAGGCAAUGAGCACCAGCAGGAAGACCUAGAAAAAGAUUCAAAAUUAAGCAGACUCGAGCCCUAUAAAGCUGAAUUGGAAAACUCAGGAUUCGAAGAAAUGAGUGAAGAAGAGCUUGUAGCGGCUGUCUUAGAGAUAAGUAAGAGGGACUCUUCACCAACUUUGAGUCAUGAAGAUUAUGAGAAACCAACCAGCAGCCCAGAUACUGGAUUUGCAGAGGAUGAUAUUCAAGACAUGCCUGAAAACCCAGAACCUGUGGAAACCGAGAAACCCAAAUUAAUCACAGAGGCAGAUCCUGCCAUUUUUACGGAGAUAACUAAAGACUGCGAUGAGAAUAAAGAAAACAAAACUCCUGAGGGUCCUCAGGGAGAGGUGGAGUGGCUCCAGCAGUACGACAUGGAGCAGCGGGAAAGGGAAGAGCAAGAGCUCCAGCAGGCCUUGGCCCAGAGCCUUCAGGACCAAGAGGCUUGGGAACAGAGAGAAGAUGAUGACAUCAAAAGAGCUACUGAGUUAAGUCUCCAAGAGUUUAACAGCUCCUUUCUGGACUCCCUGGGUUCUGAUGAGGACUCUGGAAACGAGGAUGUUUUGGAUAUGGAGUACACAGAAGCUGAGGCGGAGGAACUGAAGAGAAACGCGGAGACAGGAAACCUUCCUCAUUCCUACCGGCUCAUCAGUGUUGUCAGUCACAUCGGCAGCACUUCGUCUUCAGGUCAUUACAUUAGUGAUGUGUAUGACAUUAAGAAGCAAGCGUGGUUUACUUACAAUGACUUGGAGGUGGCCAAAGUCCAAGAAACUUCCGUGCAGAGUGAUCGAGAUCGGAGUGGUUACAUCUUCUUUUAUAUGCACAAGGAGAUCUUUGACGAGCUGCUGGAAACGGAAAAGAACUCUCAGCCACUUCCUGCAGAAGCAGGAAAACCUGCUCAGCAAGCCUCAUGAGGGCCAGCUGUCAUCGCUGGGGGCGGAAGUGUGUGCUGUGGCCCCUCCUGCCCGGCCUCCCUCCUCGCCUCUCUCUGCCCCCAGAAAACCUGGAACUCUGCUUAUGCAGGAGCAACACACAGCUCAGGGCCAAAACACAAGAUGAAAAUUGCAAUUAUGCUGAAUGCUCCAUGCUGACUAUUUUAUGGGAACCUUGGUCACACAUCUGUAGCUGAUUAUCUUUUUUUUUCUCCUACAAGAAUGGCACUUAGAAAAUAUGUUGUAAAUAUGUAUGUGUACAUACAUUCACACACACACACAUAUAUAUAUAUAUAUAUAUACAGAAUGGAUGGAGUCUAAACAAGCUAGGGUGAGUCAUCCAACAGCAGUUUGGAGAGGAGAUGAAGGUGCAAGAGAGCCUGUCCACUGGAGAAGUGUGGGAAGAGCCACACAUCCCCAGGCGGCUUCUAGCUUUCUUGUUCCUUGCAUAGUUUCACUCAAAUCUGCCCUUUCGUGUGUUGUUUCUUAGUAAAAUUCACUGGAUAGCGAGCUCUCCAUGUUCCACUGCUGACAGUGUGCCUCCUCACAGGGAAGGAAUUUCUGUCACCUGACUGGAGGAGCUAAUACUGGUUUUUUACUUGGUUGCUUUGUUUUGUCUUUUAAUCAUUUCGUGGCUCUGUAAUGCCUUUGCCUGUUUACACACAGUCCCCAAAAAUGGAUUGUUGGUGCUGGU